UCUGAGAGGGGAUCGUCGGGAAGAGCUGUUUUGGUCUGAUGCUUAGGAAACGAAGUAGCCAGAAUUAUGGUUUCAUUGUGGCGUUUUAGUAGUAAAGAAACGCGUUAUGUCCCGUUGAAGUCGGUUGUAUAUCAGCAGAUCGUAAUGGUGUCCUUCUUAGAACACAUAAUUGAGGUGUAAAGUUCUAAAACUUUGGCCGCCUAGCCAGGUUGACAGGAGUCAGAGUAGUAGUAGUACGGCUGCUGGUAGAAAUUUUCACUCUGACGUUUCCCCUUUCUUCCAGGUCAAUUGAUUCAGCAGAAAGAAAAGCAAUGCCAGUUCAACAAAUUAGCGUCGCACCUUUGGCGGCAGAAGAAUCUAUACCUGUCAAUUUACGAGUUAUUAAAGAUGAUUCUUCAGAAAAUAGCUCAAAAACUUCCAGCCCCAUAUCGAGAUCAUUGUCGGGUGACGUAAACCACAAAAUUGAUACUGACAGUACGUUAUAUAAUAAAGAUAGUAAUCAGGAAGGUAACCUAGCAGAUGCUAACAAACUAUACGAACAUUCCUCCACCGAAACCUGGUACACGCCACCAACGGGCAUGUCAAGAGAACCAUCACGCAAUCCGUCCAGGUGUCCAUCGCAGGCCCAGUCGAUGGUGUCUCUUGCGUCCAGCCAGGGGGAUAUAUGUCGCAUUUGUCAUUGCGGAUCAGAGGAAGAUUCACCGCUGAUAAUGCCGUGCAUUUGUUCUGGGAGUUUGAAGUUUGUUCACCAGCACUGUUUGCAUCAGUGGAUCAAGGGCUCAAAUGCGAAAGACUGCGAGUUGUGCCACUAUGCCUACCGCAUGUAUUCAAAACUUAAACCAAUUGGCAAGUGGGAAAGUUUGGAGAUGACGGCAAACGAAAAGCGCAAAAUUCUCUGCUCGGUUGCUUUCCACUUAAUUGCUAUUACAUGUGUUGUCUGGUCACUGUACGUCUUAAUAGAAAGGACAACGGCGGAGAUUGAGAGUGGAGAGCUCAAAUGGCCAUUCUGGACCAAGCUUGUCGUUGUCGCAAUUGGUUUCACAGGCGGAGUUGUCUUUAUGUAUAUACAAUGUAAGGUUUAUUUACAACUUUGGCAACGGUUAAAAGCGUAUAAUCGUGUGAUCUAUGUUCAAGACUGUCCGAUAGAAGAUCGGUUGCGCUACAAGUUGAAUUAUGCACAGGAUACAGCAGUUGCAGUAGAUUCACAAGUUUUAAGUUAAAAAAAUUGAAAUCAUGUAACAUUGGGCGAUUAUGUUCUCCAAAUCAUGGGAUGAUGUCAUGAGAUCAUGAACAAUGUCAGAUCUUUCAUGGAUGAGCUAUUAUCGGCACAUGUAUAAAAUGGCUUUAUAUUAUGAUAACCGUCCUGAUUGGUCAAUUUGCUGUUAUGAAAGGUCACUAUAUGUAAAUUAACUAUCUGUUUUUGUAUAAAAAGAAAGCAAUUGCCUAACAUAGAUGGAGUUGUGGUGUUGUGGCUAAGUGCUUACCUGUCAAAAACAAGUUCCUAGGUUCGAAUCCUGUGUAACACCCAGACUUUUACCUAAACUCUAUAAAAAUCAGAUAAUAUGGCUCGGUUUAUAAAGCAUCACGUCGUUUUCCCAUCUUCAUGGUUGAUAAGAAAUAUUACAACAUUUGAUGAGAUUUAGAGUUCUAUUAACAUUUUCUUCAUGAUGUUUUUAUAUUACUUUUACUAAUGCUACAGUUAUUCUAUGCAGUUUAAGUUAUUGUUAUUGGAAAAUUUUGUAUUUGCAACCAGCACUGUGGGAAAACCAUAAAGAAAAUUUGUUUUUAUAAAUUUAUUAAUUCAUUAUAAUAUUUUCAUAUUGUUCACCUCUAUCAUGUGUUAAUUCAUUAAAAUAUUCUUUGUACUAAAAUAUUGUUUAAUUUUUAAAAGUGAUGAAUGUUUAUUAUCAGGAAAACAGACGUGCAAAAUUAUAAAAUGUUUGCUAUUAAAGCUAAUUAGUUGUUUAUACAGUAACAUUGGAAAUACUCUACUGUGUAGCUAAUGAAAAAUAUUCAUCAACAAGUUACGUACUUAAUUGCUAAUAAUAUGAAUAUAUUUAAUUAGCAUGAAUAUAUAGUACUAUGUAGCAAUAUUUAUGUAGCUAAUGAAUAUUCAUAGCUAAAUUAAUUUAUGUUUAGCUUAAAUCAUAUAUUAAUUCAUUAGUACAAAGUAUGAGCUAAUCAAUAUUCAUAGCUAAAAUUAUUUAUGUUUAGCUUCUAUCAUUUAUCUAUUCUAUUUAUUUAUUAAAAAUUCGACAAUUUUUCAGGAGGGGACCAUGGGCAGAGGGCCCAACACAAAGUGGGAACCUCUUAACAUAAAAUAGAAAACAAUGUACAAUAUUUAAAAUCAGUACAUAUUCAUUUGUACACAAAUAUGAGCUAAUGAAUAUUCAUAGCUUAAAAUAAUUUAUGUUUAGCUUGUGUCAUAUAUAUUCAUUGGUACAAAAGAUAAGCUAAUAUUAUGAAUAUUCAUAGGCUACAUAAUUCUUGCUUCUUCUGGAAUUAACUAUGCCGAUAUAAUCAUGAAUAUUUGUAUGUUGGUAUGGCUCAUUAUGAAUAUUGAUUAGAUUUGAAUUUCAAAGUAUUGCUAUUAACCAAUGCCGGCUUUGUUACAGUCGGGUGAACAGACAUCUUUCAGUUCACAAUCCAAUCAUGUUGAAUAUCAGUGUCCUGGUUUUUGCACAAUUAUAUUUGUUAUUUAAAUCCUGUGAGACAACCUAUCAUUUGUAUCUAUUUAAAAAAAAAACAAUUAAUGUUAACAUUAUCCACUUACAAUUCGUAUCACAAGGGACUAAAAAAUAUCUCUAUAAUGAUUUCUGUACAGCUUACAAAUCAGUAAUACAGAAAGUAUCUAUUUUUAGAAACAUAAAAACAAACUUUACUGUAUAUUGGUGUUAAAAAAAAAAAAUAUACAUUGAUAUUAAUUCAGAGUUUAUGUACAAAUUUAGGCUACAUAUUUUUAUCUAUUAAUUACUACAGUAUGUAUUUUAUAAUAUUGUACUAAAAACUGAAUAUUCGUAUUUCUGGUAAUUAAGUCAAUGUUUGCAUAUACCUGUAAUCGCACGAUCGCUGACAGGCAUUGGUGACGACAUUGGUUUGUCAAAGAGCCUUUCCCAUUGUGUCGGGGGAAGCUAUGCCGUGAAGUCACUGCAGCGACAUUUUACAUAACGAUUUUACGAAAACCAGGUUUAAGAGUAAUGUUUUCCUUAACCUUAGUUCUAAACCCUUAUACGCUGGUUAGCAUUCAGGUGUUGAUUGAUAUGCCUAGGCAGAUAUUGAUUUUCUUCAUGUGUUAUCAAAUGUGCAACCAGUGACACCACUUCUAUUGCAUUCAAUUUACUGUCAUGACAGUUCCUACCAGAUGCCAAAGUAUCAGACACAAAAUCAGACGAUUUAACUUUCCUUUGAAGUGCAAUCAGCUAUUUUAUCAAAAUAUAAUAACAGAUUUUCAUUUCAUAGUUUCUUUAAAUAAGCAUUUAUUCUUCUAUGCUUAAUGAAAUGUUAACAUCCUCCGCUCUCAGUUUUUUAUUUGUUGUGAGGCAGUGCUUGUAAAGAAGCUUUGAUGAAGGAGAUUAGUUUAUCCACAGACCCUAACCCUGUCCUACUUCCAGCAGACUCACGAUUUGUUUUAUCAGACUUUGAUGAAUUAGGGUUCACUCUACACCCAGCAGACUCAAAGUUUGUUUGUUCAGAUUUUUAUAAAUUGGAGUACAGUAGUUCAUCCCGUCUUACUUUUUAAGUAGACUUUCCAAUUUGUAUAACAAAUCCAAAAGACAGUGUUUUAUCAGAAGUAGGAACAUAGUCCUAAUAUCUGAGACGUGUAAUUUGUUUUAGUUUGUCUGAUGUAAACACUGUCUGAUCAAACACUAUUGUAGCAUAGCACUAGAGAUUCCUUGAUGAGGGUUCAAAGGUCUCCAACAGUGUGGCCCAAGGUCUCCAAUCACAGGUCCAAAAUUCUAAGCAGGGCUCACACUCAUCUCCAACAUACCAUGCAUAGAGAACAUUUUAAAAAUAGGCUGCUUAAAGUCAGGCUCCGGAGGGAAAAAAUUUUUUGAUAUGUUGUAGAACUGAUUUUUCUAAGACAGAAAAAAAGUAGUUUGAUCAAAAACUGAGCAACGGUGAAUGAGAUACAGAUUUUUGAAUAUUUAAAAACUGGGGGGAAAAGGUGUAAAAAUGGUGUAAAAAUGGAUGGUUACGUCCCUUUUCUCCCCCAGUUUUUAGAUAUUAAAAAAUCUGUAUCUCAUUCACCGUUCCCCAGUUUUUUGUCAAACAACUUUUUCUGUCUUAGAAAAAUCAGUUCUACAACAUAUCAAAACAUUUUUUUUCCUCCGGAGUCUGACUUUAAGAUGCCCAAAAAUGCCAUUUUUUAAAGCAGUUUUUUUGUGAUGAAAUGAUUGACUUCUAAUACAAAAAAGGGGUGCAGGAUUCCCCUAGGGUCCAGGGCCCCUAGACCAUGCUGGAGCUAUCACUGUAUUAUUGAGUCAAUAUGGUGGUAGAAUACUAUUCCUUCAUUUAUCUUUUGAAAAAAAAAAGGUUGUAUUGUUAUUUUAAUCAUUAUAUAUUACUAUUAUUUAUUAUUAUUGUUUGUAAUUAAUAUUCAGUCUGCAGUCUAGAAACAACAUUGAUUGUACAGUGUAUAAAAUAUUUUAUCAGUAAAUCGAAUAAUAUAUUCAUUGUCUCAAUUUUUUCAUAGUCACUAAAAAAAUGCGGUUUAUAUUUUGGUCUGUGUCAAGUCAAAAUAUAUUAUGAUUGCAUUAUUUUUGGCGUUUUUUGCAUAUCUUUCUAUGAAAGCAAAAACAACAGUUGUGUACAGUAUUUACCUGAGUUUAACAGAUAAUGGUGCAUAGACAUAUUAUAACCUGCCUAUGCUAUGCUUACAACAAGUCAUUAUAUAAUUCAAUUAUUGUGGUGUCACUGUAACAAUAACUAAAACAUAUUUUGAGGGCUAUUGAUCAGUGGAGUUAGGAAGGUAGUACUGUAUAUUCUUGUGUAUAAGACGAGGUUUAAAUAGCAAAUUACUAUCGGAAAACUGGGGGUUUUUGAAAUUUAAAAUCAUGUUCGUCUAUUAUUACCUGCAACAUGUACUGUAAAUUUACUAAUGAAAUAAAGCUACUAACUUGACAAGCCAGAAAUUAAUGGCCUACAAGAUGAUGGCUGUUUAAUUUGUCAAUUAAUGCUUUUAAAAGCUGAUACAUUGAAAUUCAUGAACAUUACCAAGUCUUGAGCAUGUACAGUUUAUGGCGAUUUGAAGGCUAAAUGCGGGCUUGUGCCCAGUGGAUUGUAUCAAAAAGAGGAUUUCCGACGGUGAAAUGAGGGGUGGGGUCGUCUUAUACGCCCCAACAUACAAAAAUCGUCCAGUAGCCUUCUCAAACUUGGGGGUUGUCUUAUACGUGGAUCACUAAUACACAAAAAUAUACAGUAUUUUAAGGCUUACAUCAACCAACCUUAAAGGUGUAUUGUCCCUUGCUAUAUAAAAAAAAAUCAUAAAAAUAUUUUUUUUAAUUAACUUUUUAAAGUAACAUAAAAGUUAUCGACUUGAACAUAGAAAUUAGUGUUUUUAAAAAAUGUCUACCCAUCAAAAAAUGAUAGAAUCACUUCCAGUCACUUGAAGUGUUUUAUUAGUUUUAUUAUAAUUUGUUGGUUUGAAAAUCAGGGUACACAUUUUAUAAAUUCAGUAAUUUCUAUGCACAAGUAAUUAAUUUGUAUGUUAUUGGAAAAUGAGCAAGUUUAUUUCAAACUUAUUUUUUAUGAUUUUUUGACAUUAGCAAGGUUAAGCUAGUCAUGGUAUACACUUUCUUAAUUAAUGUUUAAUAUUACUUAUUGUAAGCAUAGCCACUAUUUUAAAGACAACAACAUACAUUGUAGGGAACAGUUUAAAUGCUACACUGCUGGUUUAUUGUAGUUGUUUUUUUCAAUGGCAAUAAACACACCAUAGAACUCAAUAAA
Anneissia japonica is the source of this 5946-nucleotide messenger RNA. Its product is annotated as E3 ubiquitin-protein ligase MARCH8-like. Gene Ontology annotation, biological process: protein polyubiquitination; immune response; antigen processing and presentation of peptide antigen via MHC class II. Gene Ontology annotation, molecular function: MHC protein binding; zinc ion binding; ubiquitin protein ligase activity. NCBI's taxonomy places the organism in Eukaryota, Metazoa, Echinodermata, Crinoidea, Comatulida, Comatulidae. The transcript is spliced from 4 exons. The coding region runs from base 312 to 1220 and encodes 302 amino acids. The record is from RefSeq and is a predicted model, not a curated record. Gene Ontology annotation, cellular component: late endosome membrane; early endosome membrane; lysosome.